This is a messenger RNA of Salvelinus fontinalis (brook trout), 5459 nucleotides long. Its product is annotated as collagen alpha-1(XVIII) chain-like. The coding region runs from base 960 to 4532 and encodes 1190 amino acids. The transcript has 41 exons. The record is from RefSeq and is a predicted model, not a curated record. Lineage: Eukaryota; Metazoa; Chordata; Actinopteri; Salmoniformes; Salmonidae.
CAGACAGACAUCAAGGCUCUUGGGACCUGGAUGCUGGAUUCCAUCUUGACUAUACACCCAACAGACUCUAAGGUCGGGCAAGGGGUGCUGGUGGGUAUGGACUGUGCCAAAGUCUUUAUUGAAGUGCAGACAGUCAACAGCUGUACAUUCAAAAUAAGUGUGUAGGUUUACAGUAUCAGUGAGUUUUUUUUUUUUUACUCAACUCUGUCGCCAUGGUUACUGCUUACUGUUGAUGGAAGAAGUAUUUUUUUUUAAAUGUUGAGCUGGCACAUACUGCAUUUCCAAUGGGGAUAUUCUCUUAAAAAGAUACAUGUUUUGAUGAUUACUCUUUUAAUAAAUACUUUGUUUGGUUAUAGCCAUAUUAGAAGUCAACAGAAGUGUAUAAGUAGUAGACAGGUUUCCCACUCAAACCAAAGCCCCAUAAACACUGACCUCAACUGGUUUGGUAAAGAUGAUGUGAAUAUUCAUCACAAAAAAAAAGUAAUAUCUACAAGUGAUAACGGACACUUUUUUUAUACAAAAAAUGUAUGCGUCUGUGCCUGUUGCAUAUUUUCUCAUUUCAAGGCCAUAUAAGAACCAUUUAAAAACAGGAGAAAGAUAGGAGAGAGAGCUCACUCCUUAAUAGAGAGGAAGGGAAGUUGGUGUGCGUUAAUUUGAAUCUGGGGUAGUGGUAUAUGAGGGGAGAGUCCACGAGGAGCGACUGUGAGGAGUCAGAUUUCAGUGUUUUAGUCCUGGAGGACUAAAGGAACCGUUGUUUCAUUUGGAACUGCGGGCAGUCCAAGGAAACCGAGAGUGAGUGAGUGAGGGGAGAUCGAGACAUUUUAAAGAGAGUGAGUGAGUGAGGGGAGAUCGAGACAUUUUAAAGAGAGUGAGUGAGUGAAGGAUAGAGCGGUGCUCCAACUCUUACCACUAUCACAUUGGAACAAGAGGACUUUUGUGUGGACUUACCUAGACUGAAGAUGACUUCCUGCCUCUCCCUGUGGUCCGUUGGAAUACACCUCACGCUGUGGUACUGCCAACUGUCGACUGCAUAUCGCCUUCUGGACGAGGGGGGUUUCCAGGGCCAGAUGGACCUGACGGAGCUGAUCGGCGUUCCUCUCCCCCCCUCCGUCUCCUUCGUCACGGGCUUUGAGGGCUUCCCGGCCUACAGUUUCGGGCCCGAUGCCAACGUGGCCCGCCUCACCAAGUCCUUCAUCCCUGACCCCUUCUACCGUGACUUCACCGUGAUCGUCACCGCCAAGCCCACCACGCGGCACGGCGGGGUCCUCUUCGCCAUCACCGACGCCUACCAACGGGUAGUGCAGCUGGGCGUGGCGUUGAGCCCCGUGGAGGACGGGUCUCAGCAGGUGCUCCUCUACUACACUGACCCAGGGGUCGGGAGCACCCAGGAGGCAGCGAGCUUCAAACUGGCUGACCUGACAGGGAGGUGGGCCCGCUUCACGUUGACGGUGCAGGGGACGGAGGUGCGUCUCUACAUGGACUGUGAGGAGUACCACCGAGUGGCCUUCCAGAGGAGCCCGGAGCCCCUCACCUUCGAGGCCAGCUCGGGCGUCUUCGUGGGCAACGCAGGUGGUACGGGGCUGGAAAGGUUUGUGGGUUGUAUCCAGCAGCUGGUUCUGAAGGGAUACCCCACAGCCCAAGAUGACCUGUGUGAAGAGGACGACCCUUAUGCAUCUGGCUAUGGGAGUGGAGACGACUCCUUCGAUGACACAGAAACUAUGGAUGAAGUGAAGAAGGUAGUGGAGGAGAGAGAGUACACCGUGCCAGAGGAACCAUGGAGCACCCCUGUGCGCGCCCCUCCCACGGAGGCAUCGCCCACUGACGAUGAGGAUGCUGAUGAGAUCUCGGGUCAGGGCGUGGAGCUGACUGCAGAGAGAGGACCAAGUCGGACUGCGGAUGCAGACUAUAGACCAAGCAGUGGGACUUCCAGUCAGAAAGGAGAGCAAGGAGAUCCAGGGCCAGCUGGCCCCCCUGGUUCCCCCGGGCUCCCAGGCCCACACAGUCCGCCAAGCCAUGGCUUUUCUGGGGGAGUGCCAGGACCCAGGGGCUCCCAGGGGCCCCCAGGACCAGCAGGAGCACCCGGAACACCCGGUAACGACGGCCAGCCAGGCAGUGGAGGGAUAGACGGAAACCCUGGAGAAACUGGAGUUCAGGGAUUCCCAGGCUUGCCAGGAGGUCCUGGUCCCAAAGGAGACAAGGGGGAUCCUGGAGUGGGCAAACCUGGUCCCCCCGGACCUCCUGGGCCACCGGGUCGACCCAACUCAUCCAGAUCCCCGGACGGUGUGGACGGCUCAGGCUUUGAGUACUUUGACGGAGACACAGAGAUUAUGACAGGUCCUCCUGGUCCACCUGGUCCUCCAGGGCUUCCUGGCCCCCCAGGUUCAUCUGAGGGCCUCUCUGUGUUCCCCUGGGCUCCUGGGGAAAAUGGGAAGGAUGGAGAGAUGGGUAAACCUGGACUGCCUGGGGUUGAUGGGAAUGAUGGGUACCCUGGUCCAGCUGGCGAGAGAGGAGAGAAGGGUGAGCCGGGUCUGAGCGGAACACAUGGACCAAAGGGGGAGCCAGGUGCGGCAGGGUUCCCAGGUCUGCCCGGCUCAGAGGGACCAGAGGGGAAGCCGGGUCUGAGGGGGCCCCCUGGGCUACCGGGACCCCCAGGAAGGGGCUUCAGCCUGGACCUGGAGGAUCCUAUUGACAAACCUGGCCGUCCAGGACCUAAGGGUGAAGACGGGCAGGACGGGCUUCCUGGUGUAGCGGUAAAGGGGGAGCCUGGUGCACCAGGGGCGGCCGGGGCCUCUGGGCUAGAUGGACUGCCAGGGCAUACGGGAGCGAAGGGGGACCAAGGUGAUAUGGGACCAAAGGGAGAGAGAGGUCGGGACGGCUUCAGUUUCCCCGGCCCUCCAGGACCUCCUGGGUCUUCGGGACCGGUUAUCAACCUCCAGGAUGUCCUGCUCAAUGAUACAGAGGGUGUGUUUAACUUCUCAGGGCUGCUGGAAUCGCAGGGGCUCAGGGGGUCACGGGGUCCAAAGGGGGACUUGGGGAUUCCAGGGACCACCGGCUUAAAGGGAAAGAAGGGUGAGCCAGGGGUCAUGGUGGCAGCAGACAGGUCUAUGAUGUCUGAACUCACAGGGCUACAGGGGCCCAAAGGGAUCAAGGGCGAUUGUGGUGUUCCUGGGCCAGCUGGAGUUAUGGGUCCAUUUGGGCCGGAAGGACCCAAAGGAGAAUAUGGCUAUCCUGGUCGUCCGGGUCGUCCUGGAAUAAUGGGGCAUAAAGGAGACAGAGGAGACGCUGUGGGUGUGUCGGGAUCCCCUGGCCCCCCCGGACCCCCGGGACGUCCUGGAAAGUUCAACUGCCCCAAAGGAACAGUUUUUCCCAUCCCUCCCAGACCGCACUGCAAAAAGGCCAUAAAUGGUUCUGAGAAUUCAACAAAUGGGGGGCCGGACUGUCUUUCAUCUGGGACCAAAGGGGCCAAGGGGGAGAGGGGCUUCCCUGGGAUGCCUGCUCCACCACUCACAAUGCUUCCCAAAGGAACUAUGGGGAAUAAAGGGGAGAAGGGGGAGAAGGGGGAGGCCGGGUUACCGGGCCCACCUGGUAUGCGUGGGACAUCUGGAAUGGUGGGCCCUCAAGGAGAAACUGUUAUGGGGCCCCCUGGCCAUCCAGGCGUUCCCGGGUCUCCAGGUACUCCGGGGUAUGGGAGACCUGGCCCUCAAGGCCCCCAAGGGCCUCCCGGACACCCCGGAGCACCCUCUCCAGCUGUGAGCGUCCCUGGACCUCAAGGCCCGGCUGGACCUCCUGGGGCCUCUGCCAUGAUGGAGACGUUUCCUUCCAGUGAGGUCAUGAUGCAAAGGACGAUGAACAGCAGAGAGGGGACCCUGAGCUUCAUCACCACGGGGACAGGCAAACUCUACAUCCGGGUACAAGAGGGAUGGAAGGAGGUCCUGCUUGGUAACUUGAUCUACCGCCCAGUCAAUAUCCCUCUUCCUGACAAGGCUCAGCCAGGCACCGCCAGAAGAUAUGGUCUCAACCUGGUGGCCCUGAACCAACCCUACACAGGGAACUUUGGUGGCGACGACAUGACAGACAAGCGGUGCUAUGAACAGGCCAUGGCCAUGGGUCUGCCUGCCAGCUACCGAGGCUUCGUAUCCUCAAAAACCCAGACGAUUAAUAAAGACCUGGUCUCCCAGAGGUUCAGACAGAGCUACCCCAUAACCAACCUCAGGGGGGACAUUUUGUUCAGUAACUACAAGUCCAUCUUCACUGGGGGUGGAGGCAAAUUCCCAUCUAACAUCCCAAUCUACUCCUUCGACGGACGGGACGUAAUGGCAGACCCCUUCUGGCCUAAGAAGAGCAUCUGGCAUGGCUCCAAUACGUUUGGCAACCUGUUGGUAGACCGGUCCUGCAAUUCGUGGCAGUCUGACAACAUGUCCAUCAUGGGCCAGUCGUCCAAUCUAGCUUCAGGCUUCCUCCUGGGACAGCAAGCACAAAGCUGUAACAACCAGUUCAUUGUCCUUUGCAUCGAGACCAGAGAGCAUGUUUAGCAGACCGCUCCGUCCUCCUCUGCUUUCAUUUUAUCACUCUGGAAAGGUGUAAAUAUAUGUACAUUCCUUUAUGAACAUUUCAUCAUUGUCAUCAAAUAUUCCUCCUCUCCCGUCCUCUGAUUGGUUGGUUGAUUGACUGAGAUGAGACAGCGCAUACUGUCUGUCGAUACCAGCUCUAAAUCAUGGCUUUGCGGAGUUUUUCAAGCCAACUUUCAAGAUUAUUUCUCACUACAGAUGUUUCUCCUAGUCAAGAUGUCACCUUUCGUCUUCCAGUGAUUGGCCAUGUUUAUUGUUUGUCCUAUUGGCCAUGUUUAUUGUUUGUCCUAUUAGGUCAUUCUUUAAGAGAUGUUUGUUCCAUUAGACCAGGGCCAAUAGCACAUUUCACAUGCAUAACACCCAUAUUCGACAAAGGUGUUCAGUAAAGAAAUCAGUAAAGAAAUGCUGAUGCACUAUAUUAGAUGUGUUUCUACGUCUAGUGAUUUCUCAUUUGAGCAACAAUUUCUCUCACUAUUUAAUUUCAAUUCAACGUCUUAUUUAUACCGUUACUACACAUAACGUGAAUGAAUCAAAUGAUUAAGGUUAAGUAUGUAAUUUAUAGAUUGUUUGUCAGGGACUGUUUUAGUUUUUUGUAAUUUUGUUGUACAGCAUUCCUUUUAUGGUGCUAUGAUUUUGAUUUGAUAGGUAGCUAGUUAGAUGUGACUUCAUUCAACAUAAAUUCCACCAAUCACAUAGAAAUUCACCACAAAAAAAAAUUAUAACAUGAAAUUCAUAAGAGAUUUGAUCAGUAUAAGUGAGUAUAUUUUAUACAAUCAUUGGUACUUAUUGAUUAAAAAUGUUUUUCCUUUUCUUAAUAAUCUGAGUCUGAUAUCUGUUUUGAAAGCCUGGCCCAGUUACGUCGAGGCUGUACUGUGGUUAGAGAACAGGACC